This is a messenger RNA of Cephus cinctus (wheat stem sawfly), 4465 nucleotides long. It is a transcript of the gene ema, whose product is annotated as protein CLEC16A homolog. The coding region runs from base 701 to 3835 and encodes 1044 amino acids. Gene Ontology annotation, biological process: endosome to lysosome transport; endosomal transport; regulation of autophagosome maturation. Lineage: Eukaryota; Metazoa; Arthropoda; Insecta; Hymenoptera; Cephidae. The record is from RefSeq and is a predicted model, not a curated record. Gene Ontology annotation, cellular component: endolysosome membrane; late endosome. The transcript is spliced from 14 exons.
GUUCUAGCACCCGCAUUAUCUUAAUAUCUUAAUAUUAUAUCCUUAACAAUAAUAUAACGGAUAAAGAAAAAGAACUGUUUUUGCCAGUUAUUAAAUCAACAAUGGUACCCGUGACUAAGCUCGUGACAUCUUUUUGUCAAAAUAACUGCUGGUUUCACAGAGUGUCUGAUUUCAUUAGGCGAUGGACAAAGUAGGAUUAUACCUAAGCAUUGAAUGAUUAAUUUUGUUUGAAUUAUAAAUACCCCGAAACAUUUAGUUUCAUUAAAAAUCAAUGCCAAGAAAUAGUGUAUUCAGCAAAGACGAUCGCGUUCAGAGUUCACAAAGUCAUGGCAGAUGAAAAGUAAUACUGAUCUGUGUCGUAUAAAAUUUUCGUUCGUUUUCUUAUUAUAUUCUUGAUACUCCGUUAUGCAAAGCCCGUGGAAUGUGCUACAGAAUAAAUACCAUUAAUAAUAUCAAGUUAUAACGGGAACGGUUUCAGGCUAAAAAUUUAUAUGGUUAAAAACAGUCUAACCUCAGUUACAUAUGAGUAUAUUCGACCUGAUUCAAAGGCUGGUGUUAAUUUGAUAGAUUAGGGACUUAAGUUAUUAAUAGAAUGCAAUGUGCACUUAUUAGGUGCUGUGAGUUUGAGUUAUAAGUGGUGAUGAAGUGUUAUACAGUCAUGAAUGCAACUUGAGACACUCCCUGAGACUUCAAGGAAAAGAUGUUUCGCAGUAGAAGCUGGUUCGGAGGUGGGCUUUGGAAGCCCAAAAAUCCUCAUUCAUUGGAACACCUUAAAUACCUGUACAAUGUCCUAUCCAAGAAUCACACUGUAUCUGAGAAUAAUAGAGGACUGCUUGUUGAAACUUUACGUUCGAUAGCUGAAAUUUUAAUUUGGGGAGACCAGAAUGACAGCAGUGUAUUUGAUUUUUUUCUGGAAAAGAAUAUGCUGUCAUUCUUCUUACGAAUAAUGAAACAAAAGUGUGGCAGUUAUGUAUGUGUUCAACUACUUCAGACGCUCAAUAUCCUAUUUGAAAAUAUAAGAAACGAGACUUCUUUAUAUUAUCUGUUAAGUAACAAUCAUGUAAACAGUAUAAUAGUGCACAAAUUCGACUUCAGUGAUGAAGAAGUGAUGGCGUACUACAUAAGCUUUCUUAAAACUCUGAGUCUAAAGUUAAACGCCCAUACAAUUCAUUUCUUCUAUAACGAGGUAAACGAGCAUACAAACGACUUUCCUCUGUACACCGAAGCGAUAAAAUUUUUUAAACACUCUGAGGGCAUGGUUCGCAUCGCGGUGCGUACUUUGACGUUAAACGUUUACCGUGUUGAAGAUGCAUCUAUGCUUGGAUUCAUCAGGGAUCGAACUGCAGCACCAUAUUUUAGCAAUCUAGUUUGGUUUAUUGGAAAUCACAUAAUAGAACUGGAUACAUGCGUUCGUAAUGAUGCUGAUCAUCAGAGUCAAAAUAGACUCUCUGAUCUGGUAGCGGAGCACUUAGAUCAUUUACAUUAUUUAAAUGACAUUCUCUGUCUGGAUAUACCAGACUUAAAUAAGGUUCUAACCGAACACUUGUUACACAAGCUUCUGGUACCCUUGUACGUUUAUUCCUUGAUGAAACAGAAAAACGUUUUGUGCCAAAAUCAGGAUGAGAAGAAACACGUCAGUGUAGUGGUAGCACUGUUUUUAUUGUCUCAAGUGUUUUUAAUCUUAUCUCAUGGUCCUUUGGUUCGCACUCUUGCUGCCAUUAUACUCAAGUCCGACCUAGACAUUAUCCGCGAUGGCGCUAGUAAAGUUCUUGAGGAGUAUGCUGAGAUUUCAUCUAACAAAGCAAUUGCAUUCGCACCACCCAAGGAGAGUUUGGAAAAAUCAUUGGAAAAUUUAAGUGAGUCCCAGGCCGACCUGAAGGAAUCUUGCGAGGGGCAAUCGCAGAAUGACGAACUUCCUGUUAACACUUUGACGAAGAAGCAAAGAGAGAGGGGAAUGAAUGAACCAGGAACUUCAUUCGAUACUACCAUAUUGGAUGCUCCACCUGAAAAUUUAUCGAACCCUGAUCAGUUAGAAAUUACUAUUCCUAACGAAACUGUAGAGGAAAUGAAACAUUUAAAUGUUACCGAUGAAGAGAAGGAACAGAGGUUGGCUCUAGAGAGUCCAUUGGCACCUCAGCAACUACCGAAUGAUCCUAUUCAGGAAUCUUUAACGAACAAACCUUUCCUUCAGACAAUUCUGAAUUCUUUGUAUUGCAAUGAAAAUGAUUAUACAGCAUUAUUUGGAUUGUGUUUGCUCUAUGCGCUCGCAAGCAAUAAGAGCGUGAAUGCGGAAAUGCUGGACCUAGUGCUGUCGCCGUCCCAACAGGUGCCGACAAAAAACUGGUACAACGAGACUCUAGUUGACAGACUCAUUCAUAUUAUCACCCUUAGUUGUCAAACAAAUGCUAAAGUACGUCUGGUUACGCUCGAGCUGACUAUCAAGCUGCUGACACGAUUGGUAAUGUCAGAGGGACGAAGUCUUUUGCACGACACACACUUGGCAUCUAUCGAAGCAGCAAAAGAACAAAGUACUGCUUUGCUGAGAAACUUUUACAAGAGUGAAGAUAUUUUUUUGGACAUGUUCGAAGACGAGUACAGUGAGAUUCAAAAACGACCUUUAAAUGUUGAAUGGUUAAUGAUGGACAGUAACAUACUAUUACCACCAACUGGUACACCGAUGACUGGAAUUGAAUUCAGUAAAAGAUUACCCUGCGGCGAGGUGGAACGUGCUCGACGUGCAAUAAGGGUUUUCUUCCUAAUAAGAAGACUGUCCCUAACGCUUAAUAUGGAAGUGGAGACCCAGUUACCUUUGACCAAUCCAGCGACCUGCAUCGAGGUCAACAACGUUCUUGACCUAAGUAAAAGUUAUUUACUUUCUAGCUGUCUUACUGGAUUCAUUUGGGGAGCAAAAGAAAGGAGAGCAACGAGGAUUUACGAUGGCAAAUAUAACAGUGACCUCAUAGCCUGCACUGUGGUAUGGAAAGAUGGUCAGAAGAUUCGUCGCUUCUUGGUGAUUGACGUGUUGCAGUUGAUCUUGGUAGAACCGGACACGAAGAAGCUAGGCUGGGGCGUAGCUAAGCUGGUAGGAUUCCUACAGGAUAUUGAAGUAGCCGGCGAUAAGGACGACUCCAGGUGUCUCCAUUUGACAAUUCAUAAACCACUGAGUAGUAGCGCUAGCAAUAGGGUGCCUUUACUUUCUGCCAAGUUCAUUUUCGACGAUCAUAUUCGAUGCAUGGCUGCCAAACAGAGAUUGACAAAAGGCAGAAUAAAGGCUAGACAGAAAAAGAUGAGUCAGAUUGCCAGGUUAUUAGAUAUUCCAACGAGCAUGCCACACUGUUCUACACCUCCAAAUUAUGCUUUCAUGAGUAUGCGGCCGGAACGAGCAACAGGUCGAGGUCACAAAAAAGAUCAACCAAGACCAAUGUUCACUGUGAACAAGGUCCCUGGUUUCGCAGCACAAUUGCGACAGGAUGGGGUUGUUAGAUCUUCUUCAGGGAGCACAACACCCAAUGGUAGACGCUCCGACGGUAGUCCUAAUGGAAGAGCACGUGAAAACGGUUUAAGAUCCAGAGAUAAUUCUCCUAAAAUGCCAAGGCCACGUAGUGAGGAGAUACCUAUGGAGGAUAUGAGACUAAGGAAAGCGUCUCUGGCGGCUAAUGGGUCAGGAUUGCCGUCUAUAGUCUGUUCGGAUAGGAAGGACAGUACAGUUUCGGGUACCUCGAGCAACGGGGAGCUAGCUUUAGCCAUUAAGAAACGUUCCGAGGAGACGUCCUUCACCUCGCCCCAGGUUCAGGAUCUCAAACCUCGACGAAAGGGCCAGGUUGAGACAGUCUGAUAUACAGAAACAUGAAUGUUUAUAUGAAACACUAUUGCUGUACCAUUGAUUAUAUGGCGAACUAUAGGAAUCUAACAAUGCAGAUGAAAAUGGAUUUUUCAUCUAAAAAUCAACUAAGAACGAUGUUUUGCUAAUCCUCUGAACAUAAUAAAAACAAAGAGAGAAGAAAAAGAGAAAGAAAGACGCAUCUAGGGACUUGCGUUUGCAAUUCCUUUUAUUCGUUUUGUUAUUAUGCUGAUCCGUGAUUGAAUUAUUUUUCUUUAUUCUUUCACUUCGCACUUUUAUGUCGUCAGAAUCUACAAGGAAGUGUCGCGCAUUUAACAUAUCAGACGAGAUCACUUCUGUUGACCAAUGAAGAUUCGAAGAAUGAUGAAGAACUAGUACUGGUUUAAUGUAUUUGUAUUAAUAUCAUGAUUUAAUAGUGGGGCGCUAGGUCGAAUCGUAUUUUCUAUCAUUGACAUCUGACGAGGCCACUUGCUGCGUUUUUUUUUAAAUUAUAAAUGAGCUAAAAGAACAGUGCAACGGUACACCCGUAAAGCAAGGCUUUUUUUGACUAUGUAAUUAAUUUUUGUAUAUAAUUAGCAAUUAUUGUUAUGAAUUAAUUCAAAUAAACAUGAAUAUGGAACACUU